AUGAUUGUUAAACAAAAACCAACACAGAUUGACCCAAUGAAAACUAAUCGACUUAUCGUUGCAACAGUAGAAGAAGACUCAAGUGAACCUUUCGUUCAGGUGCUAAUUCCAUCGGGUCAAUUUGUAGACAGCAAAGGAGCACGUUUCACUGGCGAAGUCAAUGCUUUUAUGAACUUUGUUGACUCGAGGGACUUUUCAUCAAUUAAUACGAUGCCAGGUGACUUAACAUUUGAGAAUGAAGAUGGUAAUACGGGACCCCUGGAGACUUCAGGAAUGUUUCGACUUGGGUUUGAAAACUUAGAAGGCAUUGAGGUGAAACUAAUAGGCAGAAUCGAUGUAGCAAUCAGAGCAGACUUUAUUGACCAAAGCCAAGAUCCGCUUGUACAACUAUAUACUUUAGAUGAAAUUUCUGGUCGCUGGGAAAAUCCAACCAAACUUGAACAUGGAACGGAGAGACAAAAGCGAGACAGGUCAUCCUUUAAUACCACUUUCCUAGUUGGAAACAUUAUCAUUACGGAUAGAUAUUGGAUCAACUUUGACGAACCAGCUUUAAAUUACUGUUUUAUAAACAUGAGGAUGUAUACAGAUGCGAACUUUAGCACAGAGAUACCAUGGACAUCUUCUACUGACUUAACCGUAAUUGCACUUGGUUCAAGGCCUGGAUAUGGAUCAAAAUGGAGCAGGAUUACAACUGGAGGAAUGUCGAACAAGGGGAACUUACAGUCUACCAAAAACUGUAUUUUGACAGUGUGCGGAAAAACAAAUAUCCACGCCUACUUGUUUGCUGAAAAUGAAAACGGUGCCUUUUCAUCCUCAGCUAAACUAGGAGGGAUAAGUGCUCCAAAGUACACUGUCAUUAACAGCAUACCAGCAUUUACCGGUACAGGUCCUUCAACUACAACACACAACAGACCUAUCGAGACUAAUGCUACUUUAGGUGCUCCCACUUCCAACACAUAUGGACCAGUCUACCAUAGCGUAAAAAACGCCUUGUGGUCCUCAGUGCAAUGUCAGAAGGCAUCCCCUUCUGAUCCUCAUUACAGGUUUUAUAAGGAUCCCAAAUCAUUGUAUGAGUACUCAGUCUGUUUACUUGUACUGGUACUUCCAGGUUCACAGGUUGUACCUGUUUGUCCUAAAACACAAACACUUUGGCCGUUGGCAUGGUUUCCUGAAGCACCAGGGCAAUAUUGGGCGUGGUACAUAAAAGUGAGAGUGUUUGUAGGCAGUUCCGCAGAUGAAUCUUCAGUCAAAGCAACAUCAAAGGACAGUAGCACCGGGAAAAUUUAUGGCAUUCGUGAGGAUACGACUUCAAGUAAGACAGUGUGCCUGGAGUUUAAAGGAAGUGGUCCUACAUUUCCUCCGCCGGGGAAUGCAAUUACCCUUGUUGAAAUUGAUGUUCAAGGCACCGAAUGUAGCGUCAGCAAUGUUCUUCCCGCUCUUGCCAAUCUCCAAGAGACAUCAAGCUCACAUUUGUUUGCAUUCAAACCUCCCUUGCCAUCGACUUUUACUUUGGGAGGUGUUUCUACUGGUUUAUACUUUGCUGAUGAACCUGCUAUGAACACAGCUAAAGACACAUCAAAGGCAAGAUGUGAAUGCAAUAACAUGUCAGUGGGUCCAAAGUGUGCUUUUCCUAAGCCAUCGACAGGAGUUGGUUUAAUAGUAAAGUGUCAACCGACGCCAUCUGGAUAGGUCUUUAACAGCUGACAUUUAAAUGUCUACACCAUUGAACGAUUAUAGCGUGAUAUCAAAAAUGCAA
Owenia fusiformis is the source of this 1756-nucleotide messenger RNA. The record is from the annotation of a GenBank genome assembly. NCBI's taxonomy places the organism in Eukaryota, Metazoa, Annelida, Polychaeta, Sabellida, Oweniidae.